This is a messenger RNA of Polypterus senegalus (gray bichir), 3170 nucleotides long. Its product is annotated as hemicentin-1-like. The transcript has 12 exons. Lineage: Eukaryota; Metazoa; Chordata; Cladistia; Polypteriformes; Polypteridae. The coding region runs from base 10 to 2574 and encodes 854 amino acids. Gene Ontology annotation, cellular component: plasma membrane. The record is from RefSeq and is a predicted model, not a curated record.
GGGAGGCAGAUGCGUGAAGACAAGAUGGACAGCAGAUGGGGGCUUUGCUGGGCUCUGCUCUUCGUACCUGCUCUUCACUGUACAGGAUUCAGUGUCUCUCAGCCUCAGGGCCAAAUGGAAGCAGAGGAGAGUAGCAAUGUCACUUUAGUGUGCGUCAUGUCCAGUGAGACUCCACUGGGACCAGCGAGGUGGUACAAAUGUGCUGGCAGCGAGCGCACACACUUCUACUCAGGAGCCCCCAAAGGAGGAGAUAAGAUUGACCCUCGAGUGACUUGGACAGUGAAUAACACGCUUCUCAACUACAGCAUCACAAUAAGAGACCUCAGAAUCAACGACACGGGAGAGUAUUACUGUGAGAAAUACACAAAGGGAGAGAAUGAGAACAAACCAUAUGCCUCAGGACCGGGGGUCAAACUGACUGUGAAAGGAUUUCCAGUUAUCCACGGUCCGACUAGCAGGGUGCAGGUGGGCGCCACUGUCAAUCUGUCUUGUGAAGCUGCAGGAUCCUCUGCUACUGAAAUUGAGUGGAAGAAGAACGACAGCAAAUUGACAUCAAAUACAGAAUCAAGUCUAGUCAGCCUGGUGGUGAACAAGAGUGACAUCAAAUCUGUCAUUGAAUGCCAGGUGUCUGGAUUCCCGAAGCUGUCAACCACUUAUAGCAUGAACUCCAUCAUUAUGGUUUUUCCUGAAAUGACCAUCAGUGGUGAGCCCAGCCUCGUUUUGGGCCAGUCAGCGACCUUCAAUUGCUCUGUCAGUGGAUUUUACCCUUCAGCUUUCAACGUGUCCUGGGUAAUUAAUAACAACUCUAUGAUGCAUGAGGGUGCCAAUGUAAAGGAGAAUGAUGAUGGCACCUUCACAGAAAGCAAAACUAUUACUUUAACAGCAACUGAGGAAUACCACCACCGUCAGCUGAUCUGCCAGGCAAGCCAUGAAGGCUUUGAAAAAGUUCAGAAAUCAGUAAUACUGAGUGUCAGAGCACAUCCAACGAUCACAGGGAAACCACAUAGAGUAGAAUCUGAGAGAAAUCUGACCUUAAUAUGUGAUUCUAAGGGGGACAAGAAUACUACCAUAACCUGGCAGAAGAAUGGAGCCCACAUAGCUGAAGGACAUACAGAGACAUGGGAGAAUGGCAGCAGGAACAUCUUAGUCAUGAAGAUUGAGAAAGAAGACCUUGGAUCAUGGAUCUCAUGCCAGAUACCAGGGUAUGGAAGAGACAAGGUGCUGUCUGCCCACCUCAACAUCAGCGACUUCCUUAUUGUUCACCCUAAUGUGACAAUCCAUGAAAACCCAAAACUCAUACUGGGACAAGUAGCAAACUUCACUUGCUGGAUCCGAGAGUUUUACCCUCGUAAUAUAAGUUUGCUCUGGUCCAAUGGCAGCACUUCAAUGGAGAGUUCAGAUGAAGUUAUGGAGAAUGAGGAUGGAACUUUCACAGCGAGGUCCUGCAUCACCUUCAACGUCAGAGAAGAGCACAGAGGCAACCAACUAAAGUGCCAGGCAACCUUUCAAGGGUCUGAGUCAGUUGAGAGCACCGUCACCUUGGGCGUAAGAGCCCAGCCGGUAAUCACGGGGCAUUUACAGAGGAUCAAAGAGGGGGACAAAGUAACACUGAGCUGUACGUCCAAAGGGGACACGGACACGGAUGUCACCUGGCUGAAGAACGAAAAUCUGCAAGUGAGAGGGCGAAGUGAAGCCUGGUCUGACGGCAGUAACAGCAGCUUCACCUGGACCUUUGGCAUGCCGAACAUCACAUCCAACAUCUCGUGUCUGAUCCCAGGCUACGAAAGAGACAAGAUGUCUCACACUGUGAAUAUCAGCGACUACAUUAUAGUUUUACCAAAUGUAGUCAUCAAGAAAGAAGUCCUGAGCCAAAAUAAUCAGUUUACAAGGGUCACCUGCUUUGUGGAGCAGUUCUAUCCGCAGAAUAUUAGCAUGGAGUUGCUGUGGGAGAGUCCAAGUGAAAAAUUCUACCGAAAUGAAACUCACAAAAACGCAGAUGGGACGUUCAGCACCUCGGCAUCAUUGGAAAUCGAGGUUGGAGAAGCAGCCAUCCCUGUUUCCUGUCGGACCCGCUACCAGGGGAUGAACCUCAGCAGCCUCACCAUUAAUGUGACCGAUGAAAGACAUCACGAAAAGACGACCCACAUGAUGACCUCUUUUAUCAUCCUGGCUGCUGUCCUCAUCGGUAUCCUCGCCUUAGCUGGACUUGUGACGCUACAUUUUAUCAGGAGAGCACACAGAAAGAGCACGUCUGGUGACAAUAGCGGUCCCACUGGCUUUACAGAUACUCAAAAGACAUCUUUGGAGACAUACGUGACAUACGCUGAGUUGGAUGUCAAAAAUUUCGAAAACAGAAAGAAAGCCAAAAACAACGAAAAUUUAACAGAGUAUGCUGAAAUUAGGGUUAAUGUGGUCCAAAGGGAGGAGGAUGAGAAUGAUGAGGCGAAUUAUGCCAAUCUGGACAGUCUGAAUCGCAACCGGAGGGAAGGGCCGAUGGCAUCUGCAACACAACAAAGUGAACACACAGACUAUGCCGUUGUUCAUUUUCAUCGACGCACUCAAGCAAAGUCAUAAUCUGAAAUGGACUACUGCGUGGCAAUUCUGUAAUUUGAGGCAAGCAAAAAAUGCAAUCCCAAUUUGUUUUCUGGUUGCUAAGAUAAAGGAAUGGAAAAGCAACGGUAUUAUGGAAACACUAUACGUCAUGACGAAGAGAAGAAAGCUACGACUUCAGCAAGCUCCUUCUCCUGCUGUUAAACCAAGUCACUUUCAGUUGCUCUCUGUUGGCCUUCAGUUUUAGAGAAGUUCAUUAUCUAGCGCUGAACAGAACUGUGAGGUUCGUUUAUGGGUAUCUAUUUUUGAAAUGUCUAGGAAAAACAGACUAAUACAACCAGAGGAACGAAAGAAAUUAUACUAGCAAAAGACGAUUCGGUCCACCAAGUUUAGCUAAAUGACAUUCUGAACCAAUUCAAAAUAAUCAUUAAAGCCCAGAAGAAAUUUUUACUGAUAACUGAAGGCUCAUGAGACUUCACGCAGAUUUUCAUUUAUGUUUCAUAAACGUAGUGGCGUAGUUCGAUUUUGUGCCGCUCGGGGCAGGCCGGUGCUUCAAUUUGCUGCCCUGCAACAUAUCUCAAUAUGUUAACCUAUUUAAAUAGAAAAUUAAAAAUGAUGUA